Lentinula edodes (shiitake mushroom) is the source of this 1047-nucleotide messenger RNA. RefSeq names its product endogalactanase. Gene Ontology annotation, biological process: pectin catabolic process. The record is from RefSeq and is a predicted model, not a curated record. The transcript is spliced from 10 exons. Lineage: Eukaryota; Fungi; Basidiomycota; Agaricomycetes; Agaricales; Omphalotaceae. Bases 1 to 1047 code for a protein of 348 amino acids. Gene Ontology annotation, molecular function: glucosidase activity.
AUGCGGAUUUUCUUCCUUGCAACUAGUAUCCUUUUACCGUUCGCGAAAUGCCUUACAUAUCACGGAGCGGAUUACUCGUCGUUGGUGAAUCUCGAGAACGCAGGAACGACUUACAAGGAUGGUGGCGUUACUGAAAAGUUUGAUGCAAUUCUCCACAAUCAUGGCGUUAACCUGGCGCGCAUUCGAGUAUGGACAAGCGCGAACAAUGCUGAUUACAGCCUGAGCUAUGGAUUGGCUUUGGCCAAACGGGCAGUCGCUUUAGGAAUGGAACUGUUGAUUGACCUACACUACAGCGAUACUUGGGCUGAUCCCAGCAAGCAGGCUAUUCCUUCGGGGUGGCCUACCACCUUGGCUGGUUUGAACACUGAGAUCUAUACAUACACCCUCAAUUUGGUAUCCGCUUUCUCUGCACAGGGAACACCAAUCCAGUUUUUACAGAUUGGGAACGAGAUCAACAAUGGAAUUCUCUGGCCAGUAGGCGAAAUCUCUUCUGCAGGAUAUUCUCCUCUUUCACAACUCCUACACUCGGCUGCUAAUGGUGCCCACGAUGCAGAUAGUUCUGUACAAGUUGUGGUGCAUCUUGCUAAUGGCUGGGAAGAGUCUGCUGUGGCUUCGUUCUAUGAACAAAUCUUCAUCGCGGGUGAAUUCGCUACGACCGACUUCGACGUCAUGGGUUUCUCGUUCUAUCCAUUCUACGAUGCUGGUGCUACAUAUGCUGCACUAUUGGCAAGUAUGAAUAAUAUCGUCUCCAAGUACGGAAAGGACGUCAUGGUUGUGGAAACUGACUGGCCGUCUUCGGGCUCGUGCUCUGGGGUUACAUUGUCACAAAGUGGUAUUGCUCUGUCACCGUCUGGUCAAGAAACAUGGGUGAACGGAAUAAAGAAUACGCUUUCUGAGGUUUCAGGCGGACAUGGAAUUGGGAUCGUUUAUUGGGAACCGGGCUGGAUUGGUAAUGAUGCUUUGGGAUCUGGCUGCUCGAAUAACCUUGUGGUUGAUGAUUCAGGAAACACUUUGACUUCGAUAUCGUUGUUCUCAUCAGAUAUGUAA